AUGGAGAUUGGCGCAACGCUUAGCAUGGGCAUCUACUCUCUAACAAGCAUGUGUGGUAUUCUUUUCAAUGGAAUAUUGCUAUACCUGGUGUUAUAUCACACACCCAAAAGUCUGAAAACCUACUCAAAUCUUAUACUUAACUUAGCUUUAUGCGACUUUGUAUGCUGCAUAUUUGUACUUUCAUCUCAAGACCGAAUUAUACCUGCUGCGGAAAGCGUGAUAUUCAUAGCGAAUGGUCCUUGCAAGUUUAUCAGCUCUGGAUUCUGUUAUCAGAGAUUUUAUCCACACUACGACAACUUUACUGGUGCCAUCUACGGUGUGAGAAAUGUUCUCAAAUUUGGUCCAAUGUACACAAUUCUACACAUGACGUUGCCAGUCACACCGAUAUACAUUGCAAUCGUGAUCAUACGCUCAAAGAUCAUUAAGCGACUGAACAAUGUGGAAAGUAUGUCUACUAACACGAAGUUUGUUCAUAGACAGCUUCUGAAGCACAAUAAGAAGAUCAGCAACGAGGAGACCAAGGACGACAGUACCGAGACGACAGGAAUGGUAGCCAGGAGCAUGAAGAUCGAACGUGGAGUGGAUAGGAGGCAAGAUGGUGGCAGCUCUUGCCAACUUGAAGCCCCAGCUAGCAGCGUUCACUUCAUGCAGUGA
Molecule: messenger RNA, 654 nt
Organism: Cylicocyclus nassatus
Lineage: Eukaryota; Metazoa; Nematoda; Chromadorea; Rhabditida; Strongylidae
Source: the annotation of a GenBank genome assembly